UUUUGAUUUAUUAAAAUUACUUAUUAAAAAUGAGUUCAGCAGCACAAAUCAUUCCCGUCAACCCGAAGCCUUUCCUGAUCGAUCUUAUCGACAAGCCAGUCGUUGUCAAGCUCAAAUGGGGCAUGUGAUAUAAGGGCAUUUUGGUAUCUAUAGACGGAUAUAUGAACAUCCACCUCAUGCAUGCUGAAGAAUGGGACACUAAGGACCAAUGCAGAGGAAAUAUUGGAGAAUGACUUAUUAGGUGCAACAACGUACUCUACGUGAGAGAUGGUGAAGGGCUUGAGGAAGUAUAAAUCAUUUCGAAAAAUUGUUCAAU
This is a messenger RNA of Moneuplotes crassus, 316 nucleotides long. The record is from the annotation of a GenBank genome assembly. NCBI's taxonomy places the organism in Eukaryota, Ciliophora, Spirotrichea, Euplotida, Euplotidae.